AUGAUUAAUUCAAGAUAUUCAACUGAUACUUGUCAAGUAGUUCUUCGUCUUAAUCAUACAGAUCAAAAUCAAAUUCAACAUUUAACAUGGCAUUAUGAAAUGUUACAAAAAUAUAGUAUUGUACGUAUGUUAGUUCAAACAGGUCAAGAUAUGGUUACAACGCAACAACAAAUUCAUUUAAGAUUAGUUACUAAAGCAGAAAAACCAGUUGAAGAUACAUUAGUUGCUAUUAUUAUGAUUUUAAAAUCUCUAACAGCUGAUAUAACAUGGCAAAAAGGUGUGAAAAGACAAUUAGCUAAUCUUGAUAGAUUUAUUGAAGAAAUUCAAUUAUUUGAUAAAAUUAAUUUAACAGAAGAAGAUAUUAAUUUAAUUACUGCAAAUUAUUGA
Adineta steineri is the source of this 387-nucleotide messenger RNA. The record is from the annotation of a GenBank genome assembly. Lineage: Eukaryota; Metazoa; Rotifera; Eurotatoria; Adinetida; Adinetidae.